AUUGAACCCGCCGACCACUAAUAAUAGGCAAGUUAGCCACAGACCAUGCUUUGAAAAGAUGUAUUCACACAGAAACCAUCGGAUCUGCUAGACAAGACGAGGUACCGGUGUGAAUACCUUGAUUUCAUUACCCCGGAAACCAACUACGAGGGUUGACUGUAGAGGCUGCAUGCAGCUUUUCCCAGCUCGAAGUGGUGCACGCUUUUGUCAUUGAUCAGGAGUCUGUUGUCGCCUGCUUGCAGUGGCACCUCGCUUUGAUCGUACAUGACCGAGCCUGAGAGUGCUGGAUUGUGCCGCCUUAUCCCGUUACAACCAGGAACACUUGGUGUCACAGAAUGCAGGAGGAUCGGGGGGAUCAAGCAGAUGCCGUGGACUUUGACAAAGAAGCUGUUCACGAGAAGGAGGAAUUCCUACAAGGAGUAACAGACGUGCUUCUCUGGAAGCGGCCGCUCCUCACCGUCCUCAUGCUGGCGUCAGCAACCCUCUCGUACUACCACCUUGUCUUCCGCUACCCUGGGAUUGUCUCGCUCGUGGCGGACGUGCUUCUGAUUCUGACGUGCGCUGCUGGGGUAGUCAAGGUCGUGGCCAAGCAAUUUGACAUCAGUCUCCAGGACGUUCCACCGUACGAGGUGUCCGAAACCACGUCCGUGUGCAUCGUUGCGUCCAUCGUUAACACACUGGGGGCCGCAGAGGGCGUCCUAAGGGGGGCCGCCAACGGGCAGGACUGGAAGCUGUACGGCAAGGUCUGCGUAAGCCUGUACAUAGCGUCGAUUGUCGGACGGGCAGCCUCGGGGGCGACCGUUCUGUUCCUAGGCACUUGGCUGCUGUUUCUGCUGCCCCCUCUGUUCAGAUUGUUGCCAUUACCUGAGCUAGCGAAAGAAAUGGACUUGGCGGAGCCGCCACCCGGGCAAACGUACGAAGAUGUGGAGGACGUCCUGCUGCCCGCUCUGAGUCGGAUAACCACUCCCCGACCAUCGCUUCAAUAAGCCAGGGUGGUCAAGAGCAUUGGAUCUUUGUUGAAAUUAUCAAUGUGCUGGUCAUUUUAAGGAAGUAAACCCACAUGCUUUGUCCGGUCAACCAUGUCUUCAAAAAGGCCCAACCUUACAAGCAUG
Molecule: messenger RNA, 1112 nt
Organism: Klebsormidium nitens
Lineage: Eukaryota; Viridiplantae; Streptophyta; Klebsormidiophyceae; Klebsormidiales; Klebsormidiaceae
Source: the annotation of a GenBank genome assembly